AUGUGUGCCUUGCUCGGAGGCUCCGGCGGGCAGCGGCGGCUCUGCUGCGGCUGGGUCCUGGAUUCCGGAGCCCUGAUUGGCCAGCGCGAGUCACGUUGUCCGCGGAGCUGUCAGUCUGAUGCUGCACCAUUGUUCCUUCGGCAGCCGGAAGAAGCGCUCCUUCCAUCUCUGCUGCAUGUGCAGGCUGUGCCGGUCAGCGCGGCUCCGUGGGCUGUGGAUCUGCCCCCGGUUCGGUGGCCAGGCGCACGCGGGGGCUUCCGCCGUGCCAUCCUCUGGAGGAAAUUCUGGGAAAGUCCAUUGAGAGCAGCGUGGCGUGUUUAUGAGCGGCUGGAUACAGAUGACAGCAACAAAAUGAAUGGUGAGUGUGACCAAUUACAGGUGCAGAUGCGGCAGGCCAUGAGCGGAAUACUGAAGAGGAAAUUUGAGGAGGUGGAGGCCUCCUCCUCCCCGUGCUCUUCUGUGCAGGAGUCUGAUGAUGAGGUCUCCUGCAGUGAGAGUGGGGAUAGCAGUGACAGUGUCAACCCCUCUGCCUCAGGUCCUUUCACCCCUGACUCUAUACUGAAGCGGGAGAAGCGGUUGCGGACGAGGAGGGUGCAUUUCGAGAAUGUGACGGUGUACUACUUUGGCCGGCGGCAGGGCUUCACCAGCGUGCCCAGCCAGGGGGGCAGCACGCUGGGCAUGUCCAACAGGCACAGCUGGGUCAGGCAGUACUCUCUGGGAGAAUUUGCCCUGGAGCAGGAAAGGGUCCAUAAAGAUAUGCUCAGAGACCACUUGAAGGAGGAGAAGCUCAACACAAUCAAACUGAAGCUUACAAAGAACGGCACGGUGGAGUCUGAGGAGGCCAACACGCUAACAGCCGAGGACAUCUCGGAUGACGACAUCGACCUCGACAACACAGAGGUAGACGAGUACUUCUUUCUGCAGCCUCUCACCACCAAAAAGCGCCGGGCCCUGCUCCGCUCCUCUGGGGUAAAGAAAAUUGACGUGGAGGAGAAACACGAACUUCGGGCCAUUCGCAUAUCCAGGGAGGACUGUGGCUGCGACUGCAGAGUCUUCUGUGACCCAGAGACCUGUGCCUGCAGCAUAGCAGGGAUCAAGUGUCAGGUGGAUCGUAUGUCGUUUCCAUGCGGCUGCACAAAAGAGGGUUGCAGCAAUUCAGCCGGAAGAGUAGAGUUUAAUCCCAUCCGUGUUCGGACCCAUUUCCUUCACACCAUCAUGAAGCUGGAGCUGGAGAAAAGCCGCGAGCAGCAGCAGACGUCCCCGGCUAACGGCUACCGCUGCGUGGCCAGCGACCUGGGGGGUGGGAACCCCUACGUCCAGCCACAGGACCGGCUGGAGUACGCCCUGUCCGACGCCGUCCCGCAGACCGCCAGCAUGCACCUGCAGGCCGAAGAGGAGCUGGACGAGCCAUUGGAUGACGAAGACGAGGAGGAAGAUGACGAGGACGAGGGAGAGGAGAAUGAAGAAGAUGAGGAGGAGGAGGAAGAGGAAGAUAGCAGCAGUGUUUGCAGCGGGCUCUCUGACUCCAGCACCCAGAGCUUGGCUAACAGUGACUCCGAGGAUGACGAGGGCGACGAUGAGGAUGCGGAGAAGACUGAGAACUUUGAGGGCGACAUGGCGAGCCCCGCCAUUUCUCAUACUGAAGUGGUGCCCUUGUCCUCUGUGCUGUGUUACAACGAUGGCUCUGUGACACAUGAUGACCACAUAAAUGGAAACACUUAUUUAAUGAACUCCUCCUCGGCUGAGUACUAUCAGCUGGAGAGCUCCAGUGCCAGCUCUAACGGCCAAACCAACCAACCCAGCCAGCCCUACGGGGAAGCGCUAGCAUUCCAGGAUCCAAUCAGCACAACCAACGGCGGCAUGGUCCAGGGACCGUUCAGCGUGGCGGCGGAGCAAUACACGGAAUUUUCUAGUCAGGCCGAGGACCAGUACACAGCCAAUCACCAUUUUCCUCUGACUGGUGGUGCUCCCGCUGCCUCGUUGGCCCGCUACACGUCUGACCAGAAGGGUUCGUCUAAAGCGGCGUUAGUGGAACAGCCCGAGAACCAAAACCAGACACAGUUUCAGAACUACCUGAACAAUAGCAGUCAGGGUUCCUACAGCGGUCACGGCUCAUGCAUGACGACAUUACAGCCUCCACAGGAGUCAGGUGUUAAUGGACAUUCUGAUCUUAGCUUACUAGCAAAUAAUACAAAGAACCUUCCUUUACCGGAUCAUUGCCCCGAGGUCACAGCCAUUUGAAAGGCCUCGCCUUUAAAGUGUUCUUUCAUCAUAACACCUUCACUUGAUUCUGAUUAAGCGAUAUUGCAAGGUGAUCAUUGCCUUUUCCAUUAUCUGACCUUAAAUUUAGGACCAUGUGAUUUUCAUCUGUAACUAUAAAGCCAUAGAUUUGUGUUGGAAAGAUUUUGAAGGAACUUUUCAUACUUGCAGGUUUCUCCAUAACAGCAUUUGUGCUUCAAUGCAAAAUUGAACAAAACAAAAAAAGAACAUGCAAAACAUCGAAACACACUAUAUAUCAUCAUGGCGUGCAAUGUUUCCUGUAAUUUCAGAUGUAAACUAGUUUCAGGCAGAUAAUAUACUGCAUAUGGAAUUUUUCUAUGUCUGCUUUAUGUGUCAAAUGUUUAAGAAGGUUUACUGUCAGUUAAUUUAUUGUUGCCCAACUGUAUGUGUAAACUUAUAUAUUGUACAUGUUUUGAUAAAAAAAAAAUUGCAUGCAUUUUUGGCUUCUCAGAGAUAUUUGGGGAAAAUGCCAUUGUUUUUAUUUGUUUUAUUUGAAUUAGUGUUGAUUUUACAAUGUACAUUUCUCUUUUCUUUUGUCCCAUAUUCCGAUGCUUUUCUAUAGUUCUGAAAAGCAUGAAAAACCCUGAGAGACUUUGGAAUACAAUAUAAACAUACACUGAAAUCAGUUCAAAGCCUUUUGCACUUAUACUGUGAAUGGAGGUCCAGUGGCAUGCAGAAGUUUCCUUUGUGGCCCCUCCGUUGAGUUUUGGAAUCAUAUACUUAGCAUGUGUCACUGCAAAUAAAGACUUGUUUUUCCAGGCAAUGCCUGGAAUUAAAACAUUAAAAAUGGCAAUAGAAGAAGCUAUAUGAUUCACUGCAAACACCAAAACUCUGUUUAUCGGCAAAUUACCGUAAAUAGCUUGAUUCAGUCAGAAAUUAUUGAAGCUAAACUUUACAGCCUAUCAACUAAGUAGUUAAUUUACUUGAAACUAAUCAGCAAAUGAUUUGUUCUAAUCAAGUGCAAUAAAUGUCAACAACUCAUUCUCUGAUGAAAAUCUUCAAUAAAGGGAACUUUGACUGUUUAUGUACUUAUUUCUACCUAAAGUCUUACUUUAGAUAUAGUAUAAAACAUUUUAAAUAAACACUUACAGUAUGGCUAAAACAAAUGUUUAAACUUGACAAUCAAAGCUUAGUUUCUAAACAUGAGCCUACUGAUUGGGGGGAAAAAAGUUCUGAAAAAAGUUCUGUAAGACAUUGAAAAAAUGUCUGAAAAGCCAGACAGGAAAACUAACACCGCCAACCAAAAAAAAGUGUAAAUAGUCCUUUAAACAUUUAUACAUACAUUCACUGUCAAAAAGGAAACGACUGAUCAACAUCGGCAAAUCAUUUUUGUGAGUGGGCCUGUAAUUCUCCAGUCUCUGCUCCUGCAUGGAAACAGGCACUUGCCUCUCUGUCAAGCUUGCAAAUACCUGUGACUUUGAGUUCAACACUACAGCUUUGAUGGUUUUGUGCCUCUGCCGAGCAUCUCGGACCUUCAGAGCCACUCUUCAUGGUACAGAGUAAGUGUUCAAAUCCUUUUCAGGCAAUCAGCUACAUCAACAUAACGGUAGUGCUUCUUAAUUGUGCCAAAGCAGAUGAUGUGUGAAGGCUUCAUACAAACACAGUGCAUCCUGUUAGAAGUUCUGUGUUUGGGUUUACUUUCCAGUAUUUAUUAUGAAUGAUAUAUUGAAAUGUGUAUUUAUUGUGGUUCACUAAAAAGUCUGUAUUGAGUAAAUUGCUUCGCUAUCUAAAAAUUGAAUUUGUUACAUGCGCGUUGUGAGUCGUAAAGCUUCAUGUGCUUGAUUUAUUUAAUUCUAUUAUGUUUAGUGAAAUGCAAAAGUUUUGCACAAACUGUUUUUUUCCAAUGUGUUUGGUUUCUGACUGUAAAUAAAGCCUCGAUAGUUUGUUGUUUCGUUUAAACAUGAUUUUCCAAUAAACAAUUAAAAAUGAUCGGGUGAUGUUUGUCAGACAUUAAGUAACUCACUGUAUGCA
Menidia menidia (Atlantic silverside) is the source of this 4251-nucleotide messenger RNA. The record is from the annotation of a GenBank genome assembly. NCBI's taxonomy places the organism in Eukaryota, Metazoa, Chordata, Actinopteri, Atheriniformes, Atherinopsidae.